This is a messenger RNA of Lolium perenne, 504 nucleotides long. Its product is annotated as mitochondrial import receptor subunit TOM6 homolog. Gene Ontology annotation, cellular component: mitochondrial outer membrane translocase complex. The record is from RefSeq and is a predicted model, not a curated record. NCBI's taxonomy places the organism in Eukaryota, Viridiplantae, Streptophyta, Magnoliopsida, Poales, Poaceae.
CUCUCCGGUUUCCUCUGCAAGUUUGCGCAAUCAUAAAGCAGCUAGGGUUUAAGCAGCCUCGCCGCCUCCAGAUCCCCAGACCAAACCCUCGUCGCCGCUGCGGAAUCCGGAGAUCCGAGCUCGCGAGAAGCCACCAUGUUCCUAGGCGCGCUCCCGAAGAAGCCGAGCAAGGAGGCGGCGUACAAGGAGCUGCGCGCGCACCUCUACAUCAUGGCCGGCUGCAUCGCCGCCAUCCGCGCCGCCCCCUACAUCCUCCACUUCCUCAACCGUGAGCCCGAGAUGACGGAGCUCAAGCUCUAGGCCAGCCCCGAUGCCCCCGCCCUCCCCCUGAGGUUUGACUUUGAUGACCCAACUAUUGCCGUAGUUCGUUGAUCACUGCAAAGUUACUCUCAGGACGGGGGAUUUUGAAACAUGAAUUUAAUUUUUACUGAUAGGCAUCAAUCUUUCUUUAGCAUGAGGAUUUAAUGACAGUGUUUGCAUAAUAAAAUCUGUUUGUUACUAUUA